This is a messenger RNA of Pleuronectes platessa (European plaice), 3041 nucleotides long. RefSeq lists its product as uncharacterized. NCBI's taxonomy places the organism in Eukaryota, Metazoa, Chordata, Actinopteri, Pleuronectiformes, Pleuronectidae. The record is from RefSeq and is a predicted model, not a curated record. The transcript is spliced from 5 exons. Gene Ontology annotation, biological process: response to bacterium. The coding region runs from base 1581 to 2606 and encodes 341 amino acids.
CACCUGUGUCUACAACUUGUCAAUGGAGAGACUGAAUCGUUCUCAUGCUGGGACCUACUACUGUGCUGUCGCUGCAUGUGGACACAUUGUGUUUGGAGACGGGACCAAAGUGGACCUUGAAGGUAACUCGAAUUUUAGCAAAGAUAGUGACAUUGGUUAAAUGGUGUUGGAAAGCUCAGUAAUGUCUCCUGAUGUCUGGCUCUCUGCAGAGAUGGUGGACUAUCUUCCCUUGGUGUAUUUCCUGAGCAGAGCGCUGGCGUUCACCACAAUCCUGGUUGUUUCUCUGGCUUACACAGCACGAAGAGCGCUCAAGAUAAACUGCUGUCAGGGCUCAGGUGGGGUAAUCCUCACUAUUUAUAUUUGUUAGUGUAAAUUCAGUUUGCGUGAUACUGAAGAAUAGCGAAGACCUUCUUGAAUAAGUAUUCCAGCAUGUUACUUGGACAUCUAGAUUCUUUGAAAGACAGUAAGGGACAUCUCUUAAGGUGCAUUCACAUGUUGCAGGAUUUGUGCAGAUCCAUGUCCAUCAAACAGAAAAACAAAUGAGAAUCGCAAAAAGUCCAAAACUGAAAAACAAAAGACAAUGAGAAGCACAGGGAAGGCAGGGGAAAUCGAACACAGGUGGAACACAUGAGGACUGGUGCAGGCAAUCACAGAGACAUGAAAGUGAAGAAAGAAAACACACUAGGAGCAGGGCCUACAAAAUAAAACAGGAAACAUAACACAGGGAGUGGGAAAACCAGAGAUAGAGAAUCAAUAACGCAUACAAACAUAAACACAAGGAUAUUCAUGAAACACAAGGAGGUACUAAUGAACUGAAAACACUGCUCAAAACGGGGUGGAAACUAAUCACACAAAGGACGAAACAUGACAACCCACAUUAUGCUGCUUUAAUGGAGCACAGCUCCAGCAGAGCAAGAAGACCAACAGUGGGUGACGGGAGUGAAUGUGUGUACACCAGUGUAAAGCAGUAGAGCUGAACAUCUUACACUUCCAUACAUGAUGAAUGUAAAGCUUCUCUAUGCGAAACAAAUUAAAGAUAUUAAAACAUUCUAAAUGAUUUGAUGUUGUCAGUUGCCAUACUUUCCACUCCCACGAAAUAUGGAAUAUCCUUCUUAAACUUAACCCCAAGUUGUUUAACAUUUCCUACCUGACAUGUGAGGAUCUGUACUUAGCCUCCGUGUGGUCAAAAGACCGUCCGCUCUCUUUGAUUGAGCGCUUUCAAACAGGAAGUCUCUGCAGUGUCUUCACUACACCCCAGCAGACUACUUCAAGUGAACAGCAAUGAAAUUAACAGAAGUUGACAGAAAACUAAAUCACCAAUGCUCUCAUCAGGCAGUGUUCCUGUUACUCUUAUGUUAGAAUUGUUGCCUCCACAAAGCAGGUUAUGUUUUCACCCCUGUCUUGGCUGGUUGGCUGCUUGGGAGAAGGACAGGACAUGGGCCAAGAAACAACCCAUUCAAUUGAGGUGCAGAUCUGGACAAAAGGGGCUGAACCAGGAUGUCAUCAUCACUUCUCUUCAUUACCUAAAUUGCAAAGUCUUACUCUGAAGAGAGGAGAAAGUGUCGGGCGACGAUUUCAACAUGAAGACAUCUCCGAAGUUCGUUCUCUACCUGACAUGUUUCUUCUUGGGGAAAAUGGUUCAGAUGCAUCAUUUUAUCUUGUCUCAUGAAGACAGUGGAUUCAUAUCAGCUGAUGUUGGAGACAACUUGACUUUGCAGUGUUCAUAUGAGGAGAGGGAAGAUGGGAUGUAUUGGUACAAACAAACACCAGGACAGAAACCUCAAAUUAUCUCAGUGACGUACAGAGCCACCAAAAGUCUUUCGUUAUUGAAUGAAUUCAAGGACAAUCGACGCUUCACUGUGGAAACUAAUGAUGUUGUGAGUCACCUAAAUAUCUCAGAUCUGCAGCUUUCCGACUCAGCUACUUACUACUGUAUAAAGAGUAAUUUCUACGUGUUUGAGUUUACGGAGGGCGUCACUGUCAGUGUGAAAGGUUCAGGGUCUAACAUCCAAGCUGUGGUGCAUCAGUCUGAGAGCAUCCAGCCAGGAGGCUCUGUGACUCUCAGCUGUACAGUUCACACUGGGACCUGUGAUGGAGAACACAGUGUUUACUGGUUCAAGAACUCUGAAGAACCUCAGCCAGGACUCAUUUACACCCACGGAGACAGGAACCAUCAGUGUGAGAGGAAGCCAGACAAUCAGACACACACCUGUGUCUACAACUUGUCAAUGGAGAGACUGAACCGUUCUCAUGCUGGGACCUACUACUGUGCUGUCGCUGCAUGUGGACACAUUGUGUUUGGAGACGGGACCAAGCUGGAGUUUGAUGAUGAAGUGAACUGGCUGGGGUAUUUCCUGAGUGGAGCUUUGGGAUUAACCAUCAGCCUUUUGCUGGCUGUGUUACUGUACAAGAUAAACAAGAGGAGAUGCUGGAGAUGUUCAGAGUCUCAUACACAACCAUCAUCUCCCUCCACAACAAAUGCAGAGGGCAACCAACAUGCAGAUGACCUCCAUUACGCUGCAGUAAAUGUGAACGUGGCCAGCAGAUCAAGACGACAGAGGGACAACACAAACGAUGAAUGUGUGUACUCAAGUGUUAAACUUUAGAAUUGUGUUUUUCUAGAACGGUCUAUGUUUGAGAUGAUGGAUUUCUCCGUCUUUCUUUAGAGGUGGAGCAUGAUUCUUGUCUGUAAUGCUUUUUUAUCCUUUUUCCAAAUAUAAAUGUGGCUUUUUUUGUGAUUAAUGAUAAAAAGCAACUCAUGAUGUAAUUAGACUUUUAUGGUUUGGACAGUUGCUGUUGGUCUUUGAUGGAAUGACACUUUGACAUUGACAUAUGGAAAACGAUGAUUAAAGUUUGUGGCCCAGUCUGGGUGUGUGUGCAGUGGGCGACGGCUGCGUCUUUGAUCUGCUGUGUGUUCACAUAGGGAGUGGGUCUCCUGAGGAGCUGCUGCGUGAGGUUAUGACUUCUGUAUUUCCUUGAAUAAAAGAAAGUUCAUUCUCAACUAACUGCCAGGACUCUACGAUAUGAAGCUGUGCAUCUAC